UAGUGGCAGCUCCAACAGCAGCAUCUGGCUGGGUCUGAAUAGCAGCCACUCAGCCCCGGACUUUCCUAGGGACUGGGCUGAAACCUAGGGAUCCUGGUGAUCAACACUCAGGUGCAGUAUCAUGUCUGCCAACAAAGGCUGGUGGGUGCCCUCUGAGGGUGAGGACAGUGUUUCUGGGAAGUUCCUGAGGAAGACCAGGGAGUCUCCGCUGGUGCCUAUAGGCUUGGGAGCCUGCUUGGUGGUGGCAGCGUACCGGAUUUACCGGCUGAAGGCUCGGGGUUCCACCAAAAUGUCCAUACAUCUCAUUCACACCCGAGUGGCAGCACAGGCCUGUGCGGUGGGUGCCAUCAUGCUAGGCGCUGUGUACACAAUGUACCGAGAUUACAGCAAGAGGACAUCAUCGGAUGCUGGGGAGAAGUAGGACCACGGGGACUCGGGCAGUCGGAUCCCCAUGUCAAUCUCUGUGAGCUCCUAAUAAAGUAGUCUUGAG
Molecule: messenger RNA, 490 nt
Organism: Ochotona curzoniae (black-lipped pika)
Lineage: Eukaryota; Metazoa; Chordata; Mammalia; Lagomorpha; Ochotonidae
Gene: HIGD1B
Product: HIG1 hypoxia inducible domain family member 1B
Exons: 4
Coding region: 122-421 (99 amino acids)
Biological process (GO): mitochondrial respirasome assembly
Cellular component (GO): mitochondrion
Source: RefSeq, a predicted model, not a curated record